AAGCAAUUUAAAAAUAAAAACAUUGUAAACUUCUAAAGGUUUAUGUUAUGAGUGUUAUGAUAUUUAAACUUUAAUGAUCAAGUAUUAAAAUUGUAAUAUUAUAAUAUAGAAAAUACUACAUAACAGUAAUAGACGUCAACUGUACAUAUACGCCCAACAGAUUAAGAAUUUAAUACUUACCAACUUGAGUGUUCAAUUAAAGAAAUUAUGUCCGAGGAAGAUAAAAUUGAAGACUUUGCAUGUGUAGAAGAAUCUCCCAAAAGAGGACCAACUCUUUCGACUAGUACUAGUAGUUUUGAACGUAAUGAUCCUCAUGAUCCUAAUUUAAGCUUAUUAUCCACUAAAAUGUUUGAAAAAACAUCUGAAUAUUUGAUGGGAGAACUUAAUAUUACUGAGGAGGAUUAUAAAUUGUUGGAAACCAUGAAUAAAGUCACUAUGCAAAAAUAUGCAUCUUAUAGACAAAUUGCUUCAGAUGUUGGAAAACAAAUCAUUGAACUAAAUGAAAAAUAUAAAUCAUUAGAACCAUACCUUUCUCAAAUUGACCAGAUUGAAGAUAGUGUGUCCAAGUUAGAACAAGCAGCUUUUAAGUUGGAUGCAUAUGCCAAGAGAUUGGAAGCAAAAUACAAGAGCUUAGAAAAACGUCAAUAAUUUUAAUCUUAUAUCAAUUUGGUUGUAUCCUGUGAUAAGUUUUACAUAGUUAUAUUGAAUAAUAAAUAAAUAUAUCAACUAUUAAUUUCUGUGAUUUUUUA
Molecule: messenger RNA, 749 nt
Organism: Myzus persicae (green peach aphid)
Lineage: Eukaryota; Metazoa; Arthropoda; Insecta; Hemiptera; Aphididae
Gene: Blos2
Product: biogenesis of lysosome-related organelles complex 1 subunit 2
Exons: 5
Coding region: 208-648 (146 amino acids)
Biological process (GO): endosomal transport; lysosome localization
Cellular component (GO): gamma-tubulin complex; BLOC-1 complex; BORC complex
Molecular function (GO): gamma-tubulin binding
Source: RefSeq, a predicted model, not a curated record